Messenger RNA from Amborella trichopoda, 1786 nucleotides. Its product is annotated as Nucleotide-diphospho-sugar transferases superfamily protein. Gene Ontology annotation, cellular component: membrane. Lineage: Eukaryota; Viridiplantae; Streptophyta; Magnoliopsida; Amborellales; Amborellaceae. Gene Ontology annotation, molecular function: glycosyltransferase activity. The record is from RefSeq and is a predicted model, not a curated record.
UUCCUGCCCAAAUAAAUCCCACCCAUGUACCCAAUAAACUCCAUUUCUCACGUCUCCUCAAUGCCAAGCCGAAGAACGAUUAUCUCUCUACUCGCCUUUACCCUCUUUCUCUCUCUAAAACCAUCUUACUCAAAACGUCUAUUCAGUAAUCUGGAGUCUUUAGAGGACCACGACAUAUGUGACCACAAAAACUUACCGGCGUCUCACGAUCUCCGGGGAGACCAAUUGACGCUUCUGAUCAGCGGAUUCUCGGAGACCCGGCUCCCCCUCAUCCGUCAGAUCGCCGCGGCAUACUCAUCACUGCCGUCCAUUUUUGAGAUCUUCAUCAUCUGGGGCAACACAUCCACACCGUCCGAUUUCUUCAGAUUCCAGAAUUUUGAAUCGCUAGGUGCCCCGAUCUCUGUCAUAAGGGACCCACACCUCAGCCUCAACCUCCGAUUCUCGCCACGUGGAAUUAUCCGCACUCGAGCUGUCGCCACGUGUGAUGACGACGUCCUAGUGGACCCUGCGUCCGUACAUCUGGCGUUUAGGGUGUGGCAGAGGAACCCCGAAAAAUUAGUGGGGUUUUUCGCGAGAUCUCACUCGUACGAUAUUUCGUCGAAAUCUUGGAUCUACACGGUGGACCCGGCGAAAUUUUCGAUGGUAUUGACGAAAUUUAUGAUUCUUUCGAUCGAGUACCUCUUCGAAUACAGCUGCAAAAUUCCGGCGAGGGCAAGGGGUGUGGUGGAUGAGUGGAGGAACUGUGAGGACAUUUUGAUGAAUUUUGUAGUUUCGUCGGGGGCAAGAUCGGGACCAAUUUUGGUGGAGGGCAAAGCCAGGGAUUGGGGCGAUGCGAGGAAUGAGGGUGGUGUAGGGAGAGAAGUGGGGUUGAGUAUGAGAAAUGUGGAGCAUAGAAAGAGGAGGGGGUUGUGUAUAGAGGAGUUUCAUAGGAUAUUGGGGAGGAUGCCCCUUAGAUAUAGUUAUGGGAGGGUGGUGGGUGGUGUAGGGGAGCAGGGGAUGUGCGAGAAAGGGGGCGACUUGGUAUUGUGUGAUCAGGAGUUGGGAGGAUGAUUGAGUGGAAUGGAAUUUUUUUGUUGUUUUGAUAUACUCCCUAAUCCUCCUGGCUUCAUGAUUUUACUUGCCUAAUUCUAUUUUGGUCGGGAAACUACUGCUCCUGCUCCUGCUCCUGCUGGUUAAUGGAAACGUUAGCUGUGUACCUUUACCACAAGGAGAUUAAAAAAAAUUUAACUUUUCAGCUAAUCAAUGACCUUCUUACAACCAUGUGGUUUUUGAAAUAUAAUGCGAUUAUUUGUUUUUAUUUUUUAAAAAAAUAUUAAACUUUGAAGCUGGUUAACGACGCACUUAUAACCCAUGUGGUUUUUUGUGACUACCUUGUACAAAAAACAAAUAAUCUCUUUACAAAUGUUUGUGUAUUUAUUUUUUAUACAAAUAAGUCAUAAUUAUUGUUGAUCGUUAGAUUUAAAAUCGAGUGGUUGAAGAUGAAUCAUUGUCUAGGCACAAAGUCCACAACAUUAUGUUCCGGUGAGUUUGGAUUAGGUCGACCACGACCCCCGAUCCGAAUUUUACUCCAGUCUACGCUUUAGACCCAGAUCUGACCCAUCGGGUCCAAAACUUAAACCCAAACCCAAACCCAUAUGCAAAUCUGGUCGACCCAGCUAGAUUACCAUCCCUACUUGAGUAAUCAAAGUAAAGCGUACCUCAAUAUAAAGUCUCAGUCUUUAUCAAAGAAAAACACACCUCCAAAUUUUGUUAAAAAAUAUACUUGUUGUCAAAAUAUAUAGUUGUG